This is a messenger RNA of Maylandia zebra (zebra mbuna), 2140 nucleotides long. NCBI's taxonomy places the organism in Eukaryota, Metazoa, Chordata, Actinopteri, Cichliformes, Cichlidae. The record is from RefSeq and is a predicted model, not a curated record.
AGCCACAAAAGAGGGGGGGAUCAAAUUUUUAAGGACGCCCAUCUGACGCGUCUCUAGUGUAGCAUUAGGAUCAUAUUUAAGCUACUUUACUGUUUACUUUACCCUGUUUAAUUUUUCCCCCUCACUGGCUUCAGCCCACCAAUAGCAGGAAGGUCUGGUACAAAGUGUCUGUCAUCACUGUCCACCCCCCUCAAGUUUGGACUGGUCCGUUUCGCAUCUGAACAAACCUCAUAGUUGGAGAAGAGUUCUUCAUGUCAGGGACUGCUGUAGCCUCAGCACACUGAUUACCGCAGCUCCUGGAUAAUCUAAGAUAAGAAAAUGGAUGAGAAAGAGCUGAGUGAUCCCUUGAAUAACGUAUCUGUGAUUAAAGAUGAUCUGACCAAGGCAAAGAUGGGCUCCUCUGGUGACUCUGAAAAAAUCAUUCAGCGCUUGACUGAUGAACUUCGAGAGGCCAAGGACCUAGCUAACACAGAGAAACAUAAAUGCAUGGAGCUACAAGGUAUCCUGGAGGAAGAGACAAAGGAGAAGAAAAAACAAGCUGAUGAUUCUGCCAAACAGAUAAAACUUCUUGAAGGUCAGCUGCGGCAGCUCCAUGAUGAGAUGGCUGUUCUCAGAGAGCAGAUAGACGUCUCCUCCAGCUCACACGAUGAGCUACAAAGCGCACGUGAUGAAGUGAAGUCGCUGAAACGUGCCCUGGAGGCAGCAGCUGCCGAGCGGGACCGUGACGUUGCUGCCGUCCAGUCUAACCUGGCGACUGUCUCCAAUGAUCUGGACAAAUGGCGUCAAACGGCCAACAAGUACGAGCGUGAGAUUGACAACCUGCAGCGUGACCUUCAGCAGCAGAGCAAGCAGUGGCAGAAAACUGCAGAAAUACAAGCCAGUGAACUUCAGUCCAUGCAGGUGGAGUGUAAUGGCCUUCACAAAGAUUGUUCUGUUCUUCGAUCUGAGAAACAGGAUAUCGUAAAUAAGCACCAGAAGGAAAAAAGCAGUCUGCAGAGUGAAUGUGCUUCCCUCAGGGCUGAGAAUGAGGAACUCCUGAAGACUCACCAGAAAGACAAAAGCAACCUGCAGAGUGAAUGUGCAGCACUGCGCACUGAGAAGGAGGCAGCCCUGCAGAAACAGCAGCAGCUGGAGAAGGACCUUGCCAGUUUGCGUGCCCAGAACACUGAGCUGAAAAAUAGCCUUGGAUCCCUUGAACAGACCUGGCAGGAGAUGGAAAAGAGCCAGGUAGCCCUGCAGCUCCAGCACCAGCAGGAUAGCACCACACUGCAAACCCAACUGGAUGAGGCAGACAGCCGCAGCAAGGCUCUGCAAAGAGAGUACGAGGAGGCUAGGACGGAGCUGUCAGACCUCAAGGAAAAAUACGAGAAGGUUGAGCAGGAAAAACAAUUGGUUACAGAUGAACUCGAGGCAUGCAGAGCCAACAUGGAGGAACUGCAAGGAAAAGGGACAAAGAAACUGUGGAUGAUCUGGGGGCCUGUGGUUGCUGUGGCUCUGACAGCUGUGACUGCUGCCGUGCUCUUCAGGACCUGAGGGCGACUCAUUCAUGCAUACACACGCACCCACCCACCCACCCACACACACACACAAGGGAAUCCAUAUUUGUCUUCAGGUGUCAGAACUUGCCCUCCUUAUCAUAUCUGCACUAUUAACUCGGAGGGCUCAUAUUUAACUGUUUAAUUUUUAAGAUGCUCUAUUUUAGAUGGCAGAGAAGUUAAUAAAAGAAUGUGAUUUUUGUGUGCAAAGUAAGUUUGUACGUCCGUUAUUUACAGGAAGUCUAGUCAAGUUUACAGUUUUGAUUGGGAAUAUGGAUGAAUGUAAAAAAUAAAUAAAUAUGCCACAAACUCAACUAAUUAUUAGUAUUUAUGAUAAUGUUUUAGGUGGAUCACUUGAGCUCUAAAUGUAGCACUUCUAUGUAAUUGUCAUAAUAAUGGAGAUUGUCACAAUAACACCCCCUAAUGGAGUGUGUAAUGAAAGCCAUAGAUGGGUAACUGCAUUAGUGAUGGGAACUGCAAAGAGUUGGUGUAACUGUUAUCUAUGUGAAAAUAGAUAGCGUUUCAGACAGAAUUGAGCUGAGCAGGAGUUUAUCUUGUUUGUUUUUUCUCAACAGAGAACCAUUAAAGAAAAUUGCAGAAACAUA